GACGCCCGGACCGAGGCCAGGUGGUAGCGGCGUGCGGCGAGGCGGGGCAGGGGCGGGCAUGCCGGGCCCCUCGCCCGGCGGCUCCCCGGAGAGGGAGACAGGGGCAGGCGGGCGGCCGCGGGGGCCGGGCAGGGACCGGCGGGUGCGGUUCCGGCUGCCCCACACGGCUAUCGCGCUGCCGACGGUGCGCGAGGAGGAGCGGCUCUUCUACCGGCGGCUGGAGGCACUGGCGGUGCCGGGGCCCGGCGGCUUCGGGCCACUCUUCGCCGCCGACGGCUGGAGCGACCUGACGGAGGACCGGCUGCUCCGGAAGCGCGUGGUGCGGGCCGGGCCGGGCGGGCCACAGCCGCGCCCGGGCCAGGAGGUGUCGGUGAAGGUGCUGGGCGCCCUGGAGGACGGCGGGCUGGUGGAGCGGGACCCGCGGCUCACCUUCGUGCCUGGCCACGGGGACGUCGUCCAGGCGCUGGAGCUGGGCGUCCCAACCAUGCAGCCCGGGGAGAUCUCCUUCUUCCUCGCCGCCUGCCCCUACGCCUAUGGCCGCCCAGGCAGGGAGCCCGACGUGCCGCCCGAGGCGCCGCUGCUGUUCGAGGUGACGCUGCUGGAGGUGCGGGACGGCCCCGACCCGCAGCCGCUGCCGCCCGCCGUCCGCCUGCGCCUGGGUUCGCAGCGCAGGGAGCGGGGCAACUUCCAUUUCGCGCGGGGCGACUUCGCGGCGGCGCUGCGCUCGUACCGGCUGGCCCUGCACGCCCUGGAUGGCCCCGCUACCGCGCCUCCCGGGCCCGAGGAGGAAGAGGAGCUGCAGGAGCAGCGCGUGAAGUGCCUCAACAACUGCGCGGCCGCCGAGCUGAAACUGGGGCGGGUGGAGGAGGCGCUGGCAGCCUGCGAGGCGGCCCUGCGGAUCAGCCCCGACAACGGCAGGGCACUGCUCCGGCGGGGGCAGCUGCUGGCGGAGCAGGGCCGGGACGCAGAGGCCGCGCUCGUCCUGAGGAGAGCCCUGGAGCUGGAUCCAGCCAGCAAGGUGAUCCACGCCGAGCUCUCUCGGCUAGCAAAGCGCCAGAGCGCCCCAUCUAGCACCGCCUCGCAGGACCCCCGCCACGACCCGAUGCCGCCGCCGAGCCCCGGAUCUCCUGCACCGCCCACGGCGGAAGGAGCGGUCUGAGCGGCCCCGCAGCGCACCGGAGCCCGACCGAGGAGAGAGGAACGCUCCCGCACCAUCCUCCCUUCAUUGCCCCGCACUCCCUGGGGUGGAGAAGAGCGCUGCAGUGGAGGAGGACGGCGGGCGGGAGGGCUGAGGGGAGGAGCGGGGCUGCAUAUCCCCCUUCCUCUCCGUCCCGCGUCGCUCCCCCCUCUCCGCAGCGCUUUCCGCCCGGCUCAUGACGUCACAACGGGGCGUGGCCCCGGCGCCACACCCCCUGC
Messenger RNA from Chiroxiphia lanceolata (lance-tailed manakin), 1416 nucleotides. Its product is annotated as peptidyl-prolyl cis-trans isomerase FKBP8-like. Lineage: Eukaryota; Metazoa; Chordata; Aves; Passeriformes; Pipridae. Gene Ontology annotation, molecular function: peptidyl-prolyl cis-trans isomerase activity; protein binding. The transcript is spliced from 8 exons. The coding region runs from base 59 to 1159 and encodes 366 amino acids. The record is from RefSeq and is a predicted model, not a curated record.